GCUUGUUGCGCAGCUCUCAGGUCAGCUGGUAGCAGCUCACCUCGCCGAGCACAGAUGGGAGCGAGUUUGUUGAAUCAUGCGUGUUGACAGCGGCACUAAACCACCAUGGUAGGUACCAUAUACGACCAGAAGCAGUCUGACAUUGCCCAGGAAUGAAUGAAUCGAGUGCACACUUUGUAACUGGGACUAUCUGAAGAAGUUUAAAGUUGGGAGUACUUCGGGAGAUACGCUCCUGCUCUGCCUCUCUCUCGGACAGCCGAAGCCACUUUCUUCAGCGUCUGGUUGAAUCCAGAUUUUCGCUUUUACCAACAUUUUCCCAGACACUCGACGAUUGGGAACAUAAAUGAUGAAGUUUAAGCCCAACCAGACCAGGACGUACGACGGCGAAGGGUUCAAGAGGAGAGCAGCGUGUGUGUGUUUUAAAAACGAAAAAGAGGACGAGGUGCUACUGGUGAGCAGCAGUCGCCAUCCAGACCAAUGGAUCGUGCCAGGAGGAGGAAUGGAGCCUGAGGAGGAGCCCUGUGGGGCCGCUGUCAGGGAGGUGUACGAAGAGGCUGGUGUGAAGGGAAGGCUUGGCAGAUUACUCGGGAUUUUUGAGCAAAAUAAAGACAGUAAGCACAGGACGUACGUCUACACCCUCAUGGUGACGGAGACACUGGAGGACUGGGAGGACUCUGUCAACAUUGGACGGAAGAGGAAGUGGUUCAAAGUUGACGAAGCCAUCAGGGUGCUGCAGAGCCACAAGCCUGUCCACGCAGAGUACCUACGCAGGCUCACAAACAGCUGCGUUCCUGUGUGUAGCCCGACUAACGGCAAGACCCCGAGCUCCCAAGUGAUGGACAACAACACGCCUCACUGUGUUGUUUGCUCCACACAGGGCUCAGCCAACAGAUAGGACGAUCACCAGCAGCAAGCAGUGCUUCUAAGAGGACACCGGGAUGGACAUCUGACAAAGACUUCUGCAUUGAUUGCAUUACUAACGCAGCCUCUUAAUAUGUACAGUAUGGACUUCCUUGAAGUUGAUUUGAAACCCAGUUUGAGGGAGUGCCAAAAUGUUUUCCAAGUAUAUUCAAGAUUUUUAUAUGUAUAUUUUUUAACUGCCAUCAACAGCUAAUGGAGCAAAUGUGUCCUUUUCAAGCGUUCAGCUUCAGAUGGGAUUUCUCAGUGUGCUGCUUAUGCAAUGUAAAAGUCCUGAAUAUUUGACUAUCAGUGAACACAAGUGUUUGUGUGGUUUCAUUUGAAGUAUUUGCUCUUGGAGGAAGUCAUUUCCCCACGGUGACUCAGUGGCAUAAUGCCCUUCUACAAAGCGUUUUGAAGAAGAGAAGCUACAUGUGUAUGAAUCUCUUGUUACAGUUCAGUGUUUUGUGAAUCGUUAAGACACUUUACACAGUCUUGUCACAAACUCACGUCUUGUGAGGUAUUUAGCCUUAGAGAGCUGAGGGGAAAGUCUGCUUUAAUACAACAAGUGUGAACUACAUUGCUCCUCCUGUAAUCACCACCUAACAAGUACACACAGUAUCAUCUCUCAUCACUGUAAUUAAGAUCUGCAAACCAGCCACAACACUAAAAUGGAGACUUGAAUAGUUCUUCCUCAGACAUCCUUCUGUUUUUACAUUUAGGUAAUGUUGUUAGACUGACAAGCGUAUUGGUACAGUUAAAUACAGGAUAAAUAUCAGCUUUUGUACAAUGGAACAGAAUUGCAGUACGCAUAAUCAAAACUUGCAAAUGUGCCAAAAAAACAGUAUUCAACACAGAAAUAAUACUUAUCUGCAGGAGACACUAUUAUUAUUCAGUGAGAGUGUGAAGUCCUGUUAAUGUCUGUGAGGUGUUUGUUUUAGAGGAGAAUUACAAUGUGCUGUAGUCUGAUUCUUAUAAGUGUCUUAAACAAUAGUAAUUUGAGUUUAGUUUCUAAACACUGCACACCAGCACUGACUGGAAGCAUUACAAUCUGCCUUACACACACACUGUUGAAACCAGACCAUUGUUUUUCUCAGCUGUGGUUAGAUUUAAACAAUAUGAUAUAGAAGGAAACUUGGAGAUGUUGUUACAAUUUGAAUGUACAGUAUUUACUAAGAAUUUAUAUAAUUUAUUUAUUUAUGUGUCAUAGGGAAAUACUCCCUCCCAUCAUGAACAGGAAACUAUAACAGGAACUAUGACAGGAAGUUAUGGUCAGUGUGCCAGACUUUCUUUUUGUCAACACCCCAGAAAGAAAGCGCAAAUUAUGUGAUAAAUUCAGUUUAUUGACUUCCAUUGGCUCUUAUACUUGGGGAGCAUUUGGAAGAUCAUUGAUAAACCCUUUUUUAUUUGUGUAUGUGUGAUUGGACUAUUCUGCUGUGUACCAUGAUGUUGUAUAUAAAACAUUUAAAUAAAAACGUUUAUUGAUCAUC
Molecule: messenger RNA, 2387 nt
Organism: Cottoperca gobio
Lineage: Eukaryota; Metazoa; Chordata; Actinopteri; Perciformes; Bovichtidae
Gene: nudt4a
Product: nudix (nucleoside diphosphate linked moiety X)-type motif 4a
Exons: 5
Coding region: 344-895 (183 amino acids)
Biological process (GO): adenosine 5'-(hexahydrogen pentaphosphate) catabolic process; diphosphoinositol polyphosphate metabolic process; diadenosine pentaphosphate catabolic process
Cellular component (GO): nucleus; cytoplasm
Molecular function (GO): diphosphoinositol-polyphosphate diphosphatase activity; bis(5'-adenosyl)-pentaphosphatase activity; bis(5'-adenosyl)-hexaphosphatase activity
Source: RefSeq, a predicted model, not a curated record